This is a messenger RNA of Brugia malayi, 1161 nucleotides long. RefSeq lists its product as uncharacterized. Gene Ontology annotation, biological process: protein phosphorylation; JNK cascade. The transcript is spliced from 8 exons. The coding region runs from base 1 to 1161 and encodes 386 amino acids. Lineage: Eukaryota; Metazoa; Nematoda; Chromadorea; Rhabditida; Onchocercidae. The record is from RefSeq and is a predicted model, not a curated record. Gene Ontology annotation, cellular component: nucleus; cytoplasm. Gene Ontology annotation, molecular function: JUN kinase activity; ATP binding.
AUGAGUUUUAAUGCAAGUCUAUUUCAUCAAAUUAAAGUGGAAGGACGCUCAACAGAUGCUUUAUUUACUGUCCCCAAGCAAUACACCAAUCUUUCAUAUUUAAGUACCGGCGCUCAGGGAAUUGUUGUUAAAGCUUAUGAUACGAUUGCGCAAGAACAAGUUGCAAUCAAAAAAAUCAUUCAUCCAUUUCUGACAACAAUGACCGCUCGUCGAACAUAUCGAGAAUUUGUUUUGCUCACAACAAUGAAACAUCCAAAUAUAAUACUGCUUAAAAAUGCUUUUACGCCGCAUAAAUCAUUGGAAGAUUUCGAUGAUAUUUAUGUAGUAAUGGAAUUAAUGAAUUAUAAUUUAUCACAAGUGAUUAAGCAACUAAAAUUGGAUAACAAAAAUCUUUCAUAUUUUACGUAUCAGAUGAUUGUUGCAAUUAAAUAUAUGCAUCGUAGUGGAAUUAUUCAUCGGGAUUUGAAGCCAAGUAAUAUAGUAGUAAAUGAUAAAUGCAUUUUGAAAAUACUUGAUUUUGGAUUAGCAAGAAAAAUUGAAACAGGUGAACGUAUGACUGUUUAUGUUGUUACACGUUAUUAUCGUGCACCAGAAGUAAUACUUGGUCUUCCAUAUGAUGAAAAAGUUGAUGUUUGGGCAAUUGGAUGCAUAUUAGCUGAAAUGAUAAAUAGAAAAACUUUAUUCCCGGGCACUGAUCAACUUGAUCAAUGGAACAAAAUUAUUAAAAUUUUGGGAUCACCGAGCCAAGAAUUUAUUAAUAAAUUAGAACAUCAUACGAGAAAUUUUGUAAAAAGUAAGGGACACAAUGAUCCAUUACCGUUUGAAGAAAUUUUUCCAGAUGAAUGCUUUGUUGGAAAUUAUUCCAAAGCGCCACAACUUUGUGCUUCCGUUGCACGUGAUUUGUUAUUCAAAAUGCUCCAAAUUGAUCCUGAAAAACGGAUAAGUAUUGAUGAAGCAGUACGUCAUCCAUAUGUAAAUUUAUGGUUUCGAGACGAGGAAUGGAAUGUACCACUUCCAGAAAAUCGUUAUGAUGCAAAUAAUGACCUUAUCGAUUUACCAAUAAGUUCAUGGAAAGAACUUUUAUUCAAAGAAGUGAAACGAUGUGAGGAAGAACAUUCAUCAAAAAAUACAAAUUCCGACAUAAUUAAUAAUUCUAAAUGA